Molecule: messenger RNA, 1940 nt
Organism: Schizophyllum commune H4-8
Lineage: Eukaryota; Fungi; Basidiomycota; Agaricomycetes; Agaricales; Schizophyllaceae
Product: DnaJ-domain-containing protein
Exons: 9
Coding region: 86-1579 (497 amino acids)
Biological process (GO): protein import into peroxisome matrix
Cellular component (GO): cytosol
Source: RefSeq, a predicted model, not a curated record
ACAAUUCUCAUCCUCCGCUCACCACUCCCGCCCAGCCUACGACUCGCCUAAUCUCCCCGCGCCUCUCCACGAACUUGCACGACGCAUGGCACCUGUUGACACCGAAUACUAUGACCUGCUUGGCGUCGCGCCGGAUGUGAACGAACUGGACUUGAAGAAGGCGUACAGGAAGCAGGCCAUCAAGUACCAUCCAGAUAAGAACCCGUCGCCGGAUGCUGAGGAGAAGUUCAAGGAUAUCAGCAAGGCGUACCAGGUCCUCUCGGAUCCGAACCUGCGAGUCGUCUAUGACAAGCAUGGCAAGUCCAUGACGGAGGCCCAGGGCUCCUUCAGCAUGGAGGAUGCGGCCGGCUUCUUCGCGAAUGUGUUCGGCGGCGAGAGAUUCGUUGACUAUAUCGGCGAGAUUUCCAUCAUGAAAGACAUGACGACUGCCGCAACCACGAUGAUGACCGAUGAAGAGAAGGCCGAGUUCGAGAAGGAGAUGAGUGGCGGUGCUACCAACGGUGCCUCCACCCCAACCCCUGCCUCUGUGAACGGUGCAGCCGCGGGUACCGCCCCGACCACGCCAGAGAAGCCUGCCGCCAGUCCCGCUUCUCCUACUCCCACUCACCCGACUCCGGAGCGCCACGGUUCCAGCCUUGUACCGCAUUCGCCAGAAGAAGAGCCUUCAUCUUCCGCUUCCGUCAACUCGAAGCGCUCCUCGAAGCCUCCCUCACCUAAACCGAAGCUUACUCCCGAGCAACGGGAGCAACUUCGCCAGCAGGAGAAGGAGCGCCGCGAAGCCAUGGAGAAGCGCAUCCACACCCUCGCCGACAAGCUCAAAGACCGCCUCCGGCCGUAUGUAGAGGCGACAUCUGACGACGAGCGCAAGGCGUGGGAAGAGCGCAUGCGUCGGGAAGCCGAGGACCUCAAGAUGGAGAGCUUCGGCGUCGAGCUGCUUCACACGAUCGGGAACAUGUACAUGAUGAAGGGGAGCAGCACGCUCAAGUCGCGCAAAUUCCUUGGGAUUCCGGGAUUCUUCUCCAGGUUGAAGGAGAAGGGCGCGAUGGCGAAGGAUGUGUGGGGCGUGAUUGGGAGCGCGUUGAGUGUUAGGGACGCGAUUGCGGAGAUGGAGAAGUGGCAGGCAAUAGGUGCUUUGCCUGAAGAGGAGUUGGCGGCCAUGGAGAAGGACUUUACGGGCAAGCUCCUGCUGGCAAGCUGGCGAGGCGCUCGCAUGGAGGUCAAUCAGGUCUUGCGAGAGGCCAUCGACCUCACGCUGAAGGACCCGGAGGUUAAGGACGACGUCAUCUACGCCCGUGCCAAGGGCCUGCUCAUCUUGGGCGCCGUCUUCAAGAGCACGAAGCCGGACGAGUCUGACGAGGAGCGCCGUGAGCUCGAAAGGAUGGUCGCCGAUGCCGCCACGCCCAAAACGCGCCAGCAAAUUAAGGCUCAGCGCGCACGCCGCGAGGAGGCCAUUCGCAAGAAGCUAGCCGCGGAGGCGCAUAAGACGCCAGUCGAGGGAGCGGCUGCCACGCCGGAGACCAAGGAAGCGCCCAAGGUCGAGGAGAAGAAGGAUGAGGAGGUUCCUGUUGUCAAGGCUUGAAGCGUGCUGGGCAUAUAUCCCUGUUGUUGAGGACGCGUCUCCUUGAGCCCACCCCCUCACCCCAACUCGCCUCACUACUUUACAAUCAGUGUACGUAUCUUUCUCACCAUUGCGGACAUCCCUUCCCUUUGCCCCUCAGUACUCCCCUUCCUUCCCAUCUCAAACACCUUUACGCUCCAGUCAACACGUCGCACCCCGGGCAGGAGAAAUUCCUGCACCGCUCGCUUUCCAUCGUAUCGCUGACGACUUCCAUCCAUGUUUAUGCUUUGAUGAGUAUAUAUUCUCGCGGAUCUACGUACAUUAUCACUAGUCUAGACGUCUGCAUCGGUCUAAUGUCACUCAUUGGGUUUUGUUUUCGGUG